Molecule: messenger RNA, 2640 nt
Organism: Amoebophrya sp. A120
Lineage: Eukaryota; Dinophyceae; Syndiniales; Amoebophryaceae
Source: the annotation of a GenBank genome assembly
AGCGGGCAAAAGCCCGUUUCAGGAAUGGCCCAAAUCUAGGGGUCUCGGCAGGGGUCGACCCUGCUCAUUCUUGAAAAUUUAUCCAGUGGGAACUGCUGAAUUUUGUGCGAAUCGCGGGCGAUAUGCAAAAAAGGGCGCCCGCAUCGAGUCCCCUGGCGAUGUCUUUGCUCGGACAUUCCCGCAGAAGCUGGCUGUAGUAUUUCAGUACCCUCGGGCCGCUUCUCGCUUGCCUGUGGAGGCGCCGCCGCACCUCGCCUAUUCGGACCACGUAACGACCCGAGCCCAUUGGGCCCCGGUUAUGAAUGUUCCAGAAAGGGCCACACCUAGCGAACUAGUUUGGUGCGUGGGGUUGGUAGUCCUCGGCCCGUCUUCGUUGGCCGGCUCCAUGGCCGGCCUCUCGUUUUUUUCUUAUCGAGAAGCGGGCGGCCGCGCUAAGACAUACAGUGUGUCGCGCCCUCUGCUUCUGAUAGUUUUGAAGUAGUAUGCCUCGCGACCUGCCAUGCGCUAUCCAAAACAAAAACAAAAAACAGGGCGCCCGACGCCUUACCGUUUUGAAUUCUAGACGCCAAAUUUUGCUCAUUUUCUUAUUCUUGAAAUUUUCAACGUAGUAGCAGAUUCGCAUGAGAUGAAGAAUCAUCCGCACCACGAAGAUUGAUCCUCUCUCUACUAAGCAUCCAGUCACCAGACCGCAAGAUCAAAAAGCAAAGUAGCGCUGAAUACUCAAGACGAGCAUCAACUUACUACCUUCCUUUUUUGCCUUUGGUUUUGAACUUCAGCGACAAAAACAACAAAUCUUCUUCUAGAGCUGACCUUUAGAGCACGACGAAUUUUACUUGUAGAGUGAGAGUUUUGAGUUUACAAUCACAGUAUGAGCAUAAAGAUUUGACUUCGAGUAGAUCUAAAGUCAAGUACGUAGAUUUUCUGGUAUCAAAAAAGCAGCAAGGCAAGAUGGGGCUCGAGGCGGUAAUGAUUUGCGUCGACAACUCGGAGUGGAGCCGUAUUCGCUUUCUUGCAAUACAAAGAUUUUUCCGCAGGGUAGCAUGAUGUAGUAUGCGAAUUAUUGCAUGACAGACGCCAUUUGUUCAUCUAGUACCACCAUACGCAUGACAAAAAAAGACAAACACGGUCAAGAACCUACCUAUAACAGGCAACUGUGACUACACCCCGUCUCGGUUCGACGGUCAAAACGAAGCCGCCAACCUUAUGGGGUUCUCAAACGUUACAUUCUCAACUGUUACAUGAUUUGUCAUGCAAAAUGACCAUGACCCGCCAGACGAUCAAGCUGCUUCGCAUGACAAAUUCUCGGAAGGCUAAAUAGCACUGUAAUCCGGAUCAAACCUGUAAUGCAAGACGCGCAAGGUUCUCCCUCUCGCCUGUGCUAGUCUUGCAUUACAAAUUCAUGUAACAGUUGAGAAUGUAACGUUUGAGAACGCCACAAACCUGCUUGCCGGCCACAAAACGGGGCAGAACCCUGAAACCGGAGUAGGUUUGAUGACGAUGGCGGGGGAGCGGGCAGAGAUUCACCUGACGCCCACGACGGAUUUAGGCGCUUUUAUCGCGGCACUGUCGGAGAUGCAGAUCAAGGGGAAGGCGGAUUUGGUAAAAGCAAUACAAACCGCGACCUUGGCGUUAAAGCACCGGCAGAACAAGAACCAGAAACAAAAGAUCAUCAGCUUCGUCGGAAGCCCAGUGGAGGCAACGGUAUACUACGUAAUAUGAUUCCGUGUCGUAAAAAGCGUAACUGUGUCAUGCUCAUGCCGAAUACUCUAAGAACAAGUCGUCCAUUCGCUUUUUUAUAUGCGAACGGCGGCCAAGGCCAUAGAUGGUAAGUAUACGAAAAACAUGAAAACUAACACGACUCAAAAAACAGGAAAAGCAGCUGGAAACCCUGGGAAAGAACCUGAAAAAGAACAACGUCACGCUCGACAUCGUAUCUUUUGGCGAGAUCGAGGAGAACCGCCCAAAGCUCCAGAAACUGAUAGAUUCCUGCAACAGCAACGACACAAGCCAUCUGAUCGAAGUGGAAUUACCGAAGAUUUUAUCGGACGCAAUACUCAGCUCCGCGAUUUGCUUCGGUAUAAAGGAGUUGACGUUUUUGUUCUUAGAGACGUGAAGUUGCUUUUUACAUGGUAAAUUUUUCUCACGACGCACGUGUUCUGCGUUGUUCAUGCGUCUUGAAAAAACCGCAUUACAAACGAAACACGACAAUUCCAAAACCCCAGGCGAAGGCGGCGGUCCGGCCCCCGGCGCGGCCGGCGGGGACAACUACGAACUCGGUGUCGACCCAAAUGCGGAUCCAGAACUCGCAUUGGCACUGCGCAUCUCCAUAUGGAUUGCAAAUGUGUCUGGGUCUGGAAACUUGUAAUGCCAAAAGUGAAUGAUAGACGCACUGCAAUAAGCAGCUACGCAUGACAUUUUUUUUGGCUGCCAUGUGUUAUGUAUUCCGCAUGGCAGACUGCGUUUUUGCAUGACAUGUAAGAGGGCCUACUUUUCGUGCCUAUGCAACACAGAUUCUCGAGUCAUGCCAGACUAGCAUGACAGACUUGCACUCUUCCAGACGCAGACAUAUUUGCAAUGUAUACUCCAUGGAAGAAGCCAGAAGACGAGAGGAAGGACCGGGGGAAGGCGGCGACGCGGCAG